AUGAUCAACAUCGAGGUUCAGCCCCCGGCCCAAGCUCAGGCGGGAACAGUUCUCUACCCGCCUCUGGUGAUCAGUUCUGGAAGCGACGCGGCCUACGAUUUCGUCCAAGUUGUUCUUCUCGAUCCCCAAGGAGGUGUUCUAGAAGAUCAACUUCAUGGAACUUUAUCACGGUCCAAGACGACUUUAAGGGAUGGUUCUGCUAGUGGAAGUGCCGAUUCGGUAGAGUAUGCUACAUUUCCGGAUCUUGCUAUAAGCUAUUCUGGUAUUUAUACGAUCCGAGUCAAUGCCAUACGCAUGGAUUAUAGCUCGUCCGACGGCGCUGCGGCUAUACUUGUCGCGUCGGUAACCACUCGGGAAAUCUACGCAUACGAUCAAGGGGUCGCUCCAGAAAUUCCGUCCAAUGGGGAAUAG
Messenger RNA from Anthostomella pinea, 411 nucleotides. The record is from the annotation of a GenBank genome assembly. NCBI's taxonomy places the organism in Eukaryota, Fungi, Ascomycota, Sordariomycetes, Xylariales, Xylariaceae.